AUGUCGUCGUGGCUGCACUCCUCCGACCAGCGGCGGUCCUGGAAGCGCAGCUGGGCGGCGCGCGCCCUGUCGUCGUGCUCGCUGCCGCCGCCCGGCCUGCUGGCCUUCUUCGCCAUCGUCGUCUUCUUCCUCGCCAUCUCCGGGUACGUGGACUACAAGGCCAUCGAGCGCCGCGCCGAGAUCGGCGCCCGCGUCUUCGCCGCGCCGCUCGCCCUCGCCGCCGCCUUCCUCCUCUUCGCCGCGCUCAGCUGGCGCCGCAGGUACUGGACCACCAGGAGGAUGAGGCAAAGGGCGGCGCACCACUACCCAUGGUCGUCGUCGUCGUCGUCGCACGAUGCGUCCUCGUCGUCGGCGGCGGCGCCGUGGGGCGUGGCGGUUGCGGUGGCCAUACUGCUGCUCAUGAUGACGUUCCAGGAGUCCGUCCACUCCAUGUGGUUCAGGCCGCUCUGGGACUCCUACUACUACGACCCCUAA
Molecule: messenger RNA, 474 nt
Organism: Miscanthus lutarioriparius
Lineage: Eukaryota; Viridiplantae; Streptophyta; Magnoliopsida; Poales; Poaceae
Source: the annotation of a GenBank genome assembly